Spirometra erinaceieuropaei is the source of this 11364-nucleotide messenger RNA. The record is from the annotation of a GenBank genome assembly. Lineage: Eukaryota; Metazoa; Platyhelminthes; Cestoda; Diphyllobothriidea; Diphyllobothriidae.
AUGCGGAAGAUCGUGGGAGCACUAGAUGGCGCUGAUCUGGGUGUUCUGAUUGCAUACUUCGUGAUCGUAUUUGCUGUUGGCAUUUGGGCAAGUCCAUCUUACCUGACCCUUACCUCACUACCUCCUCUUUAAUAAAGUCCUCAUGUAGGAACAGAGGAAGUGUUGGCGGUUAUUUCCUUGCUGGGAGAUCAAUGCACUGGAUUCCCGUAAGUUUCUUGCAUGCUCUAGUCGAACUGAUCGUCUGUCCUAGGUUGGUGCAUCCCUGUUUGCCAGUAACAUAGGCUCUGGUCACUUUAUUGGUCUCGCCGGUUCUGGAGCCUCGUCUGGCAUUGCGAUCGCAGUUUUCGAGUUCAACGUAUGCACUACUUGCUUGUCAUCAUCAUCAUCACCCAUUACAAUCUUCUAGGCUAUAUUUAUCCUCGCUUUGUUGGGAUGGCUCUUCCUGCCAGUCUACAUUGUCUCGGGUGUAAGUUAUGUGAAUUUGAGGUCUUUUGACGAAGUACACUAGAUUGUGACGGUGCCGGAAUAUCUUCGAAAGCGCCUUGGAGGGCAGCGUAUUCGAGUGUACUUGGCUGUAAUUGCUCUUGCCCUUUAUGUAUUUUCGAAAAUCUCGGUAAGUCGCUGUGGUCGUCCAGACAACAUAUGAUUUUGUAGGCCGAUCUUUAUGCAGGCGGCAUAUUCAUUCAACUCUCGAUGCAGAUCUCCAUAUAUCCUGCAGUAAUAAUGCUCCUUAUCAUGUCGGCUCUAUUUACAAUCAUGGGUAAGCUAUGGGAUCUGUGUUUAACUUGCAUAUCGUCCAAAAUCUCCGAAACUGCGUGACCCUCGCAUAUAAAAAGUCAUUUUCUCUUUGUCUGAGUGACUUGUAGUCUAAUUGGUUAGUUUAAUCAUUUUAAAGAGUCAAACAAAUAUGACAUUGUUGCUUUUCGGGAAGGUCACGUUCAGAUGUCUGGAUUAAUUUUAUGAUGUUACGUAGUGAACAACUAAUAUGCAGCUGAACCCUUAAUUCUGGCAUAUUCCAUUAACGUAACACUUUUUUAACAUAUAUCACAGACGUAUUGGCUAAAUGUCCAACAUUUGCCGAUUUUUACCCGCACAUGACGCAUCUGUGGGCGAUUGAAAUCCUAAACAGGUUCACCGGCGUUCUCUGGUACUUUCUGGUAGAACUGCACUUAUCGAAUAACGACCUACACUCCCGCCAGAAAUUAAUAAAUCUGGGGUACUCAGCUACUAGAUUCACGAGUCCUAACUUGACAUGCGCUUGCGUCGCAUCCAACAGUGUUUGAAGCCAAAGAUUGCAUCAAAUGUUGGAGUCGAACCUGAUGAAUCUCGUUCCGUUGACUUCCCCUAAAUUAACCUCUUUGAUUCUGUCAAGAUCUGGAAGUGUCUUUAAGGGAAAUUCCUUUACACUGAAUUUGGUACGCUCUUUUUUGCAAUCUAAUUAGAAAAAACCCCGCCCGCAAAGUGUACUGACGAAACCUUUGCUAAGGCCAAGUAAACAAGUUCAAGGAAGUAGCAAAUAUGAAUGUGGCCAAACAAAGAGCUAAUAAAAUUACGACACGGGAAUCGAAAGGAAAGAGGAAAGAGACUUGUGAUAAUCAGCAUUUAAUUUGCUUUUCAGGCGGACUUACUGCAGUCAUCUGGACGGACUUCGCCCAAACGGUUAUUAUGAUAACUGGCGCUAUAUACCUAAUGAUACGAAGUAAGUUUCAAAAGUCGCUUAACACUUUCAAGUUUUAUCUGGAGCAUCUUGCUUGUUGAACGCCUUAGGCUGACAAAUGAAUACCCAUGAAGGUGCCAGCUAGAUUUUUGUGCGCGUAUACUUGUUGAUUCGUCAAGGCUAUACCUCUGAAUGAGACCGAAUGUUUUUUAAAAGAUAAUCCAACAUUUUUGGCAAUACUCUCAAAAUGCUCAAUCUUCUGAAAACCUCACUCACUUUGGUGACUAGUUGAAUGUUAAACAAACUUAAUAUUGCUACUUCUUUUAAGGUCUACAAAUGACCGGCGGAUUCGAUAGUUUAGUAUUCCACUACAUGAACGGGAUCCCCAACACGACACGUGUCUAUCAGAGUACACCAUUUAAGCCAAAGGACCCAUCAAAGGUCGAAAACUUUGCACCCGAUCUGUAUGGCACUGCUGAGGACAGGAAGGCAAUUCUCAACCUGGCUGCCCCCGAAGUCCGGAAUCUGGGCGUCUAUGCUGAGUGCAACAUUCCACCGGAUGAUGCAAUGAACUUCUUUAAGGCGCUUAGCAGUUCUGAUCUGCCCUGGGUGGGUGUCGUUUUCGGGUUGAGUGUGAACGCUACAUGGUAUUGGUGCACGGAUCAGGUAAGUUUCAGAAGUGCUCUGUCGUUUGCUUAUUCCUGAAUCUGCCUAAGAAUAGUAUUACAUGGUUUUGCAAUGUUUGUCAACUACAUUAUUCUUGCAUUUCUCACAUACUGGUGAGAAGGUAAUUGGGAAAGUGUAGCACCUUCCAAACAGUGAACAAACCCUUCAAAAGUGGAACGAGUUGGAUAACUUUCUUCUAGGAAAAUAACACACUAUCCGUUAUAUGUCUCUUUUUAUGAUCCGACCGUUGAGCAAACCUCCGAAGGAAUCUGCAUAUCUGAAAGUCUCUGGAACACAUGAAAAUAGCUGACUAAAAGAUCAAAACAAAGAGGAUACGAAAAUAUGAUUUGCAAGAAGCCAGAUAAGACGUUUUAUACUCAGACUGGAGGUCAACUUUAAAGAAUGAAAAUUUCACAGAUCUGUCUAUUUUUAGAAAUUCGGUUCAGCUCAGUCGGACUUGGAGGUUCCUUCGGUAGUGUGGGGACAAAAGCAGACAGUUUACCUGACAAAUAGUCAUUAGUGAUGCAGUUGAACGUAAUCUCAAAAAUCCGAUAAAUAUAUUCACCCCCUCAAAGAGCGAACUUUACCCUCAGAUUAAUUAUUUUAAUUAAAACCGUCGCUUCCAUCGAUUAGAACCAAGAAGUGGGAAACAAACGAAAAAACCUGAACCUGAGUGAUUUUCAGCAGUUUUUUCAGUCAGUUUCCAGUCGUUUAUCUUUUCGGUUCUCCAUGUGGCUCAAUAUUUAAUUUAUGUUUUGAGCGCUGACUGAACCAACAAUUGUGGCUUUUUACUCUCCACAAAAAAUAAUGCGCUAAUUUGAGGUAUAUAAUUCGAAAUGAAGCUUUAUAUGCUUUACGUUAAUAGCUGAUGGAAAUACAUCAGCUCCAGUGGGAGGGCCACGAUGGUUUUAGGGAGAUAAAUGCUUUAAUAUCCCUAAAUUGCUAAUAGUUGGCAAGUAAUAUACACAUGUUGUGCGUAACAUGUCUACAGUAUUGGUUGACCGUUGCAAUUUGCGAAUAUUACACAGUGAAAAUGGUGGACUUGGGCUCAGAUAUUCAUGUUAACUUUGGGACUAGCCCUAAAAAGCUUCACUCUGAAUUAUUUAAUCCAAGAUUACGCAUUUAUUUCUAGAAACACUAAGAAAAUGAGAUUUCACAAUUGGUGUAUCGAUUAGAAAGCACACGGGGAACUUUGAGAGCCCCACUAACGAGCCGAAUCUCUCGCAGCUACGUCAUGCAGUGGGAUCAUAUCGGGAAAACACGCGUCCGGGCAUUUAUUUAGUGCAUGUGCUGUCAGCAUGGUAAAUCACGCAACGCACGUAUCAGUAAUAUAUUGGACAGGGCAAACAUAAUUUUCGAAGUGUUCAUCUGCUGAAUGUCUGUAAUGAAACGAGCCACUAACUUUUCAGCAAGUAUUAAACACUUUUCCUAAACCAAGCGUCUGACUUGUCGCAACUAGCAGAAUGUUGUUAGAGCAAUAGGCAAAAGUAAAUUCCAUGCAUGUGAAGAAACAGACGACCAAUAAGAGAAAUCAUUGGCUGACCACGCGCCUAGAUAUUGAGUAACAUAAGUGUCGAGAGACGAAUAUUGCAUAAGAAACCCUCAUUUAAGUAAUCUCACCGAAUAUCUCUGGACUCACUGGUUUCCGAAAUUUCCUUGAAGGCAAUUGAUAAAAUCAACACUUGGCUCAGUGAUUAUCGGUAACUUUCUAGCUUACCUAGGGCAUAGCGGGUCAUAAAUGCUGAAUAAAAAGUCAGUUUGACAAACAUAUGUUUUCGUUUACUCAUCAUCAAGCCAAUACGAUUACAUAGAAAUUGAAAAAGUGACUCAGGGAUAAUUCAUCGCUCCCACGCCACCCGCAUGACGAGGUCGGCGUUUUAUGGUCAUUGGGACAAAAAAGGAGAGGGAGAGUGACGUAGGCUGUGAGUGAUGUUCGUAAGUCGGGUACGUGGAGUACACAUCACUGCCAUCAGGGGAUUGGGGCAGCGUGUAAUGACCAUCUGGGGGUCGGCAUUGGCCACGGAAUACAGAACGCCAUGUAUCAACGUCUUCUGACAACAUAGCACUGGAUAGGCUGGCUGCAUAACCACUGCGUCGGCUGUACGUAACACCCGUUGGCGUAGGCCUCCGGUGAAAUUUUCUCUUCUCCGGUAGACGACCUACAAGGCUUAUUUAGCAUCGACUCGGUGAUUCGUAUCGAGAAGAUGUGCAGGAAUAGGACUCGCAAUCGAUUUCUCUUCCCUUCUGCCUAGCCAGGCCGGUAUGUGUCCACAUACUAUCUUUUCCAGGCGCCUCGUUUUACGGUCAAUGUAUCCCGCUCCACAGGACCAAUUGAACGAGCAAAUGCACAUCGAUUUCGUGAAACGUACGCGCAAAUUCGCCGCUGGGAAGACGUUAGUGAUCGCUGCUUUCAGACGUCAUCUUACCAAGUCUGCAGAGGUGAAAACACAUUGAUUUCGAGUUCUAUUCCUGCACAUCUUCUCGAUACGAAUCACCGAAUCGAUGCUAAAUAAGCCUUGUAGGUCGUCUACCGGAGAAGAGAAAAUUUCACCAGAGGCCUACGCCAACGGGUGUUAGGUACAGCCGACGCAGUGGUUAUGCGGCCAGCCUAUCCAGUGCUAUGUUGUCAGAAGACGCUGAUACAUGGCGUUCUGUAUUCCGUGGCCAAUGCCGACCCCCAGAUGGUCAUUAAACGCUGCCUCAAUCCCCUGAUGGCAGUGAUGUGUACUCCACGUGCCCGACUUACGAACAUCACUCACAGCCUACGUCACUCUCCCUCUCCUUUUUUGUCCCAAUAACCAUAAAACGCCGACCUCGUCAUGCGGGUGGCGUGGGAGCGAUGAAUUAUCCCUGAGUCACUUUUUCAAUUUCUAUGUAAUCGUAUUGGCUUGAUGAUGAGUUACCGAAAACACAUGUUUGUCAAAUUGACCUUUCAACUGUAACAUGGGAAUAUUUGCAGAACUGAAUGAGUGGAACUUAUUCGCACUUCUUGUGGUUAUUACAGGUUAUGCAUUUGCGCUCGUUAACAAUGAAAAUCAUGUUAAUGUUCUUCAUGUUGUGAUAAACUGCUUGCAUAAAUAAACAGAACUUACAAUUGAAGAGGAUAAGUUCGACAAACUGCAUUCUUAGAUUUCUUUUUGGGCAGGAAACCAAAUCAGUCUAUCGAGUUAGACCUCAUAAGAACACACUUAGGGACCUAUACCCUGAACGCAUAAGCUUUAUUCCAAAAAGGGAACAGAACGUUACCUACGGUCUGUUUUAAAUGUGCGCUCCAGGAAAAUGCACGGAGCAGAAAUUAACUCACACAAGUCCGCCGUUAAAUGAAGCGAACUGCCUGACAACGUUCAUAACGCAAUUUAAUGACGACUGCCCCUUAUCAAUGCAAUUGACUAACGGUGCCUUGUUCGUGAACGUCACUUCAAGCAUUGUCUGUAGAUCGACAUGUACUUGUGGAGGGGGGCAUGCUGGGCGAAAAUAAGGGCAGCUGGUCACCAUAUCAGUUAAAUGCAUACCCAUACGGCGUCUCAAGCCAGAGAAAAAAACUCCUAUCACCAAGCCUCGGUGGGGCACUGGAAUACGCAAGCUCCCAUAUUAGAGGGCGAGCGGGGGGAUACCUAUUCCUGAGUCCAACCUCAAACAACUGCCGGAUGAUAGAUACUCUUUUGAGCCAGAUUUGAGUACUCAUCUGGGCCGGAGAAGUGCAGAGUGUGUUAUGUGGAAAUACUAUAGAAUUGACGGCUACACCGGACGGUUGCAGACAUCUGGAUUACGUCGUCAGUCUGGCAUUAACUCAGAAAUAGGCUAGAUCGCAGUUGGUAGGCAGGAAUGGGGAAGCGGGCGGCGACCUUAACCCUCAUCCUAACCUUAACCCUAACCCCAACCUUAAACGCUAACCGUCAACCUUAACGGCAACUCUAACCCUAACCGAAAUCGUAAAUGCAACCGUAGCCCUUAGAUAUUGCCGUAACUGGAAAACCUAAUCAUAAUACUGAAACCUAAUCGUACGCUCAAAGACUAACUGUAACCCGAAAACCUAAGUCUAAAGGCAUAACCCUAACCCGAAAAUCGGAAACCAUUAACCAGUACCCUCAUCCUAACCUCAGACCUAAAAUGGAUGCCAACUGGGUCAGAUGUGACUAUGGAACACCACAAAUAGCUCCAGUAAAGAAAACCCCCAACCACCUUUAAUACGGGACCUGGCUACCAACUGCGAUCUAGUCCAGAAAUAUUAUAUUCUUAUUGUUGUUUUUUAUUUUUUUCCCACCGCUUUUUGCUUUCUCACUGUUUGCACUUCCCUCCCCUCGCGAACUGCAUGGAGGAUGCGACAUCUCUAUUGAACAUGAUUUAUCAAGCUAUUACAGAUUCUCAUGUCACAAGUCUUGCAAGCUUAACUCUGAAAUCUAAUCUUACUAGUGUUCACGCUCAUUGUUUGAAACGAUCACAACAUGCUGCGUGUUCCCUCCCUCAUAAUUGGUAUUACGUGGCUCCAAGAGACGGGUAAAGGAGCACGGAACUAUCUCAUUUACGCAGUAUGUUAUUACCGACAAAGACAAGGGAGAUGGAAUGGCCAUAACAUGUAAUAACAUACUGCCUAUAUCAUGCACCGCUGUGCGGCUGCUGGUUGGGCUCGAGAGAGAGCCCGUAAGGCACAACGGAACGAGUGAGUUCCAAAAGAACGAUCGAUGAGCGCCCCCCACCAAUAUCUCAUUUACGCCAAUGAAUCUGUGAAAUCUGCUUCAAGUCUUCUAUAAGUAAGCAGGAGACAAACGGAAAUGAAACGGCACUGUAGAAAAGGGUCGAGAUCUAUUGACGAGAGGGGACAGUUUAAUACAUACUGGUUAGAAGUGUGUCCAUACUCAUGCAGCCGAACGGUGUUUGAAAGUGAUAGAUACAACCAACAACACGUAGACGCACUGAGACGACCACUUGCGUUUGUUAGUCGCCGUCAGCUAAUGGUACUUCGACGAAAAGUGCUGAUAAAUCAAAAUCUUUGAUUGAAUAUCGCAUUCGGAGCACAUUAAAGCACUUGUUUGCAAUCAACACGGAGCAUAAAGAAGAUACACUGUUAUUCAUAUAUGCUCGGCUCUCGUACUCUUUUUCAGGUUAUCGUACAGCGGACUUUGGCCGCCAAAAACCUUGUCCACGCCAGGGCAGGUAUCAUUCUAGCCGGCCUGUGCAAAAUGUUGCCCCUAUGGUUGAUGAUCAUGCCUGGAAUGGCUGCUCGCAUUCUUUUUACAGGUAUGGAAGUGAAUAUAACUAUAAAACAAAUGUUUACAAACAGUAUAAACCGUUGGAAUUGUGCACACGUUUAGCGUCUUUCCUUACUAAGGCGACAUUCACAGGUAAUCUCAUUUAUGCAACCACACACAGUACCCGAAACAUAUUUUAAGGAACCAAAACAGUUUGGACACAGGUUGGCUAGCCCACUUUUUGGUUAUCGACGCCUCUUUCUUUUGAAGUUUUCUCGUUAAUUAAAACAACUGCAAAUCUGAAAGAGGUCGAGAUUUUUGGUCAAACGUCUGACUAGUUAGGAGUCGCUAACGUUAAGCAUAUGCACGGGUAGACACCGUGCACUACAGGGAGCCCAAUAGGAAACUAGCCAAUGUUGUUAGUGAGAAAAGAAAGGCAAAUGAAUUAUUUGGGAGUUUUAAGAUGUUCACAUAGGAUGUCACUUGUCUGUCAAAAUCGUGGUAGGGCACGGGAAUAGAAACAGAUGUUUUUUGCGCAAUUCCCUGGAGAUUAGGGCUGGGGUUUAGGUUAGGGUCUGGGGUUUAGGUUAGGGUCUGGGUUUGAGGUUAGGUUAUGUUUUGGGCUUUGGUUAGGGUUGGGGUUACGACAGGGAAUAAGUACCUUCCCUGGAAUCUAGUGCAAAACCACCUGCAUUACCGGUGGAAAGAUUCCUGUUUCCGCAUCUAACUGAAAUAUAUAAGCCAGCUUCUAAUUUUGUUAACUGGGAGAACGCACUGAGCAUGGCGGCCGUCAGUAGCAAUGAACUGCUGCAAGACAGCUCGACCACUCACAAAGGGGGAAAAACAAGGGGAAAAUGGUCAAGCGGCGAACUGUAUGACAAAAGGAAGAUGAAACUAAUAACCACAAAACAGUGGUAUAAAUAAACGGGGCUUUCAAACCAUGCCUCAAUAGCAGCGUGAGGGUGGGGAUGGUCACUGGGCUGAAUACCGUACGGAGCAUUCCCAUCCCCGCGUGCCUUAGAGAUCACCUAGUGACCACUAGUAACACAGAGUAAAUGUCCACAGACAAAAAACAUUGAAAUGGCCAUUUCGGGCUUAUUAGUCGCCACCAGUCAACCAUAUCUCAGUCAGACGUUUGAACGACUCGGGGCUCAAACUCGGGCUCUUCAAAGACACUUUGGAUUGAACCCCAAAAUAAAAGAGGCGAGCAUGUCCUGAACUGUAACCAAAUCGGUCUCCUAAAAAUUUCUAGCCUUAGAAUCUAGCCCACUCGUUAGCUGCUUGAAAGUGCAUUCGGCUAUACACCGUAAAGACUAAAUGCCAAAUUCAAAGGUACUAGAAGGAAGAAAGGACCCGCUCUAAAAGAUAAACUAAAAUCUAUUUUCCCCCUAUCAACUAGAUAAAUAUGUCUACUAUAGUUGAUAAGCUCUUGAAAUGUAGCCUCAGACCAAUCAAAAGAAGAUUAUGUCAUGGCCACACUACACCUACAAAUAUCAUAGUCAACCCAAUAAUUCGCCCAACCAGGAGUGUCAAACAUUAGGUGAUUAAGCUGUCACUCCCAGAGAUGGCUCCACUUUCCAAUCCAUUACAACACCUAAGAUCGGUAUUUUUUGGGUGUGCAUGCAUAUGUGGGGCUGGUUAUGGCUGAAUGAUGGCGGCUCAGCUGCCAGAAGUCCCCAUCACAGCCCCCCUUCCUCCUUCGGCCUAAUUACUGGUCGCCAUACGAUAGAGAAGUGUGCGCAUAACCGAAACUAAGAUUAUACUUCCGAGAUCUUGAAAGCAUUGAUACAGGUAUCUUCGCCAUAAGCAUAUAGGGUUGAGAGCAUAUCUAAGUUAAUAGAAGACUUCUAUGGAAUGAGCUGAAAUUUAAAAUUAUAAGCAGCUAACGGAUGUGAAAAUGUGAACAGUAGCAACAUAAGAAUCUUUGAAGUAAAACGGACAGUGUGUUUAUAUUUUAACCAAACAUAUUUCAGACACGGUUGCUUGUGGUUCGGCAGAGCUGUGCGCCAAAAUCUGCGGAAAAGCGGUUGGAUGCUCUGACAUCGCAUAUCCCUCGCUUGUCUUAAAUAUUCUGCCUUCGGGGGCUCGAGGUCUAAUGCUGGCUGUGAUGAUGGCCUCGCUGGUAUCAAGUCUGACCAGCAUCUUCAACUCCUCCUCUACCAUCUUCACCGUGGACAUCUGGAAGCUGAUUCGUCCCAACUGCAGGGAUGCUGAACUAAUGAUCGUCGGCAGGUGAGGAUCAGACAAAUGACUGACUAGACAUCUUUCUCACAUAGACUUCACUGAUAGAGUGGAAGUCGCAAUUCUCAAAAAGCAGAAAACAGCAUACACCAUUCUUUAUCUUCCCCCAUUUUAAGGGUGUGCGUCAUUAUUCUCGUGGGCAUCAGUAUCGCCUGGAUUCCAAUUGUCCAACUGAGUGACGAGUUGUUUGAUUACAUUCAGUCCAUCACUGCUUACCUUGCACCGCCCAUCUGCGCUGUCUACGUCUUAGCAAUAUUUUGGAGGAGGACGAACGAAAUCGUAAGUACAGUCUACCCUAGGAAGCAUAAUUACCUUAUAGUGUGUCCAUCUAAUGUUCGUCAGUUGUUUAGGGUAUAUGAGUGUGUAAUCCAUGUUUGCUUAUUUUUGCCACCCUCUAGGGUUGCUUUGUGGCGCUGAUCGUAGGCCUCAUAAUUGGAAUCGUUCGCUUUGGCUGGGAACUAGGACAUCCGAAAACCCCAUGUGGUCGGGUCGCCACGAAUCCUCCACACGCGCUUAUCCAAGUCCACUUCCUGCAUUUCUCCAUCCUCCUGUUCGGAAUUUCUUCUCUCGUUAUUAUCUGCGUGUCCCUGAUUACUCCACCGCUUCCCGCGAAAUACGUAAGUAGGUUUCUUUGGAACGGCCAUCACGGUUCUCUAGGGAGUGGCGAUAGUUUAACAGGUCUUGGCAGUAGAUACUGGUUUCUUUUGGGUAUAGUCGACCGUUCAUACAAUUUAAGACUUGAAUACAGUCCUAUUUGAGUGGCUGCUUUUUGAAGGCUCUGCCCUAUUGUGCAUAUAUGCCAUUUUCACAUCGUGUGAACCAUUAAAUAUGGCUCACGUUUUGGAAUGGAAAUGUAUAAUAGCGGAUUUAUAUGCUCAAGUAUUUACAGUCUCUACAAGGAACAUACAUGUCAGUCGUGUAAAUGAAGAAAAAGGGCAAAAAUAGAUACAUCUACGAUCAGGAAGUUUGUUUCUCAGUGAACAAUUGCAGGUUGGAACGGCGGUUUGCCAUUUAGUCGAACUUACAUGACAGCGUUUACCAACUUAUGAAUUGGACUGUUCUGUUGCCCAUGCUAUGUGCUUAAGGUAAAAUGCAAUAAGCUGAUAUCUGUCCUGCAAAUCAUUCAACAUUAUGACCACAAGUUACGUUAUACUUUUGUAGACUAGACGUCUUACUUUUGCUGAGAGACAUGAAGCCUUUGACAGGGAGCUUGACGGUCCGAAAUUAACCAUUGUCUCGGCGGAGGAGAAAGAGGUGUACAGCAGGGGUGAGUGCAGGCACAUUUUGUGGGCAGAAACCUUUUCCAGAACCGUUUUAAAUACAAAGGCACUAUAUUCAGUGUUUAUAACCACGAUGCUUUAACUUUUAGAGAAUGAAAUGGAGCGGCAAAAGAUUACUUGGUGGAAGAAUAUUAUCUACUGGUUCUGCGGCACUGAAAGUAUGCAAGGUAGUAAUGAACCGGUCUACACCCAAGAAGAGGCUGAUGAAAUAGUUGAACUUACACAGAAACAACUGAGCAUCAGAGAAGAUUCGCAGGAAGUCCUGUUCGUCGACGUUGGCAUGGCAGUUGUACUGGGCAUGGCCAUCUUUGCUUCAGGCUUUUUUUCAUAG